Molecule: messenger RNA, 556 nt
Organism: Salvia hispanica
Lineage: Eukaryota; Viridiplantae; Streptophyta; Magnoliopsida; Lamiales; Lamiaceae
Product: NADH dehydrogenase [ubiquinone] iron-sulfur protein 5-A
Biological process (GO): mitochondrial respiratory chain complex I assembly
Cellular component (GO): respiratory chain complex I
Source: RefSeq, a predicted model, not a curated record
AAUGCCCAAUCUGUUCAAUUGCGUCAACUCAACAACCCUAGACACAGAGAAAGGUCGAGGAAGAGGUUUAAAUGGCAUCUGGAUGGGGAAUCACCGGCAACAAGGGCCGAUGCUACGAUUUCUGGGUCGAUUUCAGCGAGUGUAUGUCAACUUGCCGAGAGCCUAAAGACUGCGGCCUCCUCCGCGAAGAUUAUUUCGAGUGUCUCCACCACUCUAAAGAGUUCCAACGGAGGAACCGAGUUUACAAGGAGGAACAGCGUCAGCUGAGAGCUGCUAAAGAGAAUGCCAAGGGAGGAGGCAGAGGCGGUGAUGGUGGCCAUCACUGAUAAUUGCCAAUGGCACCAAAGGACGGAUGUGAAGCAAUUGAUUUUCUUCCAAACUUUGUUGGAAAUAAACAUAAACGAGAUGUAUCUAUGUGUUAUCGGAUGUUAAGAAACACCCUACAUCUUUAAAAUGGGAGUCUUGGUUCAGGAACCACUGCUGUAUGCUUCAUUGUGUCUGUAUUUCUUGCCAUUUACCCUGCUGUGGGGUUACUAUUGUUUGCUCACUUUGUCAA